UCCAAGAUGAGUGACGCCUAUGUGCGGGAACAACAGAACAAUGCCCUUCUAGACUCCCUUGCGCAAAAGACCAACGCUCUGAAAUCGGUCUCUAUAGAUAUUUACGAUCAUGCCAGGGAUCACAGCACUAUCGAUAAUACAAGCGAAGUAUUCUCGUCACUAUCGACGAAUAUCAGAGGCAGUGCCGGUCGCCUAACACGAAUGGCGAGACAGGGAGAUAGAGUUGCAGUGUUUAAAAUUGCGGCGAUCGUUAUUGUAGUUGGAUUCCUGCUAUGGAUUAUUCUGGGCUGGAUAUUCUGAACUACGCGACGGGGAGUGAAGAGCGGAUAUACCGAAGUUGAUUUACCCUCCUGCGGUUUUUCGUCGUUUAUUCUUGUCAUGGCAGUAGUUUACGCCCCAUGACCUCCUGAAGACGGCACAAGGUUGGUUCAGGUUGUUUGCAUCAGUUGUUAGGUCAGUCUUGUUUGAACGUGCUGAUGUUUCUCUUAUCCUGUUUGGUGUUACGGUUUUUUAUGGAGUCAAUGUCCCGUUCUUUGGAAACUUUGUACACGAUGAAUUUGGAUUCGGGGUUUUCUUUUCCUUUUUUUCUUCAACUUUGUAAUAUGCAUUUACCAUUUUCUCCUUCCAUUUCUGUU
Messenger RNA from Histoplasma capsulatum G186AR, 635 nucleotides. RefSeq lists its product as uncharacterized. The record is from RefSeq and is a predicted model, not a curated record. NCBI's taxonomy places the organism in Eukaryota, Fungi, Ascomycota, Eurotiomycetes, Onygenales, Ajellomycetaceae. Bases 7 to 300 code for a protein of 97 amino acids. Gene Ontology annotation, biological process: intra-Golgi vesicle-mediated transport. The transcript has 3 exons.